AUGGGGUUACGUCCUGAUAAAGCCACUGGGGUGGCGCGCAGGGAGGGAGGAAGCCGGGGGCGCGGGGGGUUGGUGGGCGUCGGGGGUGGAGAUGUAGAAGAUGUGACGCCGCGGCCCGGCCGGUGCCAGACCAGCGGACACGGUGCCCGCGGCUGCCGCCGGAUCCCGGGCGCUGCAGCUUGGGAGGCGGCUCUCUCGAGACGGCGGCCGCGGAGACACCCCUCCCUGAACCCCAGCUCCCGGGCCGCUGGGCUUGCCGCGCGCUCGGGCCGGCGAAGAAGGGAGCGGCCGAGCGGCGCGAGGCUGGGGGCUCGCGGGCGCGGCCGCGCGCCGCCGGGCGGGAGGCUGGGGGGCCGGGGCCGGGGCCGGGCCUCGGAGCGGGUCGGAGGCCGGGGCCGGGGCAGGGGGGCGGCGGCUCCCCGCGCGGCUCCGGCGGCUCGGGGUCUCCGGCCGGGCCCUGGAGGGGCCAUGGCAGCCGGGAGCAUCACCACGCUGCCCGCCCUGCCCGAGGACGGCGGCAGCGGCGCCUUCCCGCCCGGCCACUUCAAGGACCCCAAGCGGCUGUACUGCAAAAACGGGGGCUUCUUCCUGCGCAUCCACCCUGACGGCCGCGUGGACGGGGUCCGGGAGAAGAGCGACCCUCACAUCAAACUACAACUUCAAGCAGAAGAGAGAGGGGUUGUGUCUAUCAAAGGAGUGUGUGCGAACCGUUACCUUGCUAUGAAGGAGGAUGGAAGAUUGCUGGCUUCUAAAUGUGUUACAGACGAGUGUUUCUUUUUUGAACGAUUGGAAUCUAAUAACUACAAUACCUACCGGUCAAGGAAAUACUCCAGUUGGUAUGUGGCACUGAAACGAACUGGGCAGUAUAAACUUGGAUCCAAAACAGGACCUGGGCAGAAAGCUAUACUUUUUCUUCCAAUGUCUGCUAAGAGCUGAUUUUAAUGGCAGCGUUUAAUCUCAUUUCAUAUGAAAGAAGUAUAUUUUAGAAACUUGUUAAUGAGAGAAAAAGAAAAUAAAUGUGUACAGCUCAGUUUGGAUAAUUGGUCAAAUAACUUUUUAGCUAACAGUAAAAUAUUUAUCCAUUGCCUCAGUAAAGAAAAACAACAAAAAUUCUUGGAAAAUAUAUAGAUUCCCCCCUUUAUAUAGCAUCUACUAUUAUUCAGUGAAGCUUCCCUAGUGUAACAAUCUUUUUCAUACAUUUGCUUUAUUUAAAAAAAGGCUUUUAAAAUGUGCACAUUUACAGAUUUUCUUCAUAGAAAAUUAGUCAGAUAUUCAAUCAAUCCCAAAUAUUUACUACUUCCUAUAAGAUGGCAUACAUUAAUCUACAUGCACAAUUUACUUAAACAUGUAAAUGUGAAUUUAAUCCAUUCCUGUCACAGUUUUGUAAAUCUCUGGCAGUUCCUUGUGAUAGAGUUUAUAAAACAGUCCUGUGUAAACUGCUGGAAAUUCUUCCAUGGUCAGAUCAAUCUUGUCAAAUCCUUCUCGGUAUCCAUAUAGCAGCAGCCUAGCAACUCUCCUGGUUAUAGUAGUUGUAUUUUCAGUCUUAACCAAGUCAUUGAGAUCCAUCCACUCACAUCUUAAGCAUUCAUGCUGGCAAGGAUUUAUGGUGAAUGAAUAUGGCUUUAAGCGGCAGAUGAUAUACAUAUCUGACUUUCCAAAAGUCCCAGGAUUGGUGUGCUGUUGCCGAAUACUAAGGAGGGACCUGAAUUCUGAUUUUAUACCAGUUUCUUCAAAAACUUCUCGAACUGCUGUGUCUCCUACAUAAAAGAGAGAUGUACAAAUCAACAAGGGUCACAUUUUUAGAAACUUCAAUGAUUUUCAGUUAAAGUAGCAUUAUCUAAAGUAUCAAAAACAAAACUGUACCCUAAAGAAAGUAAAGUUUUCAAUACAAAGUCUUUGCCUUCUGGACAUCCAAAUACCAAUUUAAGAAGUUUUAAAAAUAUUGAAUAUUUCUUUGGCUGUUAUUUGGAUGCUUAUCCACCUGUACAUUUUUGGGGUCAAUUGUUUUAACCUCUUCCUGCUCUAUUUCCAAAAAGUAAAAAUACAGGAUGCAAAAGUUAAAAUAUAUGUAGUAAAGCUGCAGUUAAUAUUCUGAUAUGUUUCUUCAUUAUUAUCCUGUUCCUGGUCAUCCAUCAAAACUGUCUAAAUGUAUAUAUAUAUCAACAUUGAAAAGAAGUGAUCUGUUCUUCCUUACAAAAGUCUGUAGAGCUACAGAAUAUACUGAACUAUGAAAUGAUUUUAAUCUCUCCUGGUGAUCUUGGGUGGGACUGUUAAAACUUCAAGUUAUAGAACAGAUUCCUUUAUAACCAUUUUGUUAUGCUGUCAGAGAAAUCCCAUAAUAGUAAUUGUUGGCAUUUCCUUUGUUUCUUGAAGUAAGAUUCCAAAGAACUUGGAUUCAUUCCUUUCAACAUCAAAAU
Cynocephalus volans (Philippine flying lemur) is the source of this 2417-nucleotide messenger RNA. RefSeq names its product fibroblast growth factor 2 (gene FGF2). Gene Ontology annotation, cellular component: cytoplasm; nucleus. The record is from RefSeq and is a predicted model, not a curated record. Gene Ontology annotation, biological process: lung development; positive regulation of endothelial cell migration; positive regulation of MAP kinase activity. NCBI's taxonomy places the organism in Eukaryota, Metazoa, Chordata, Mammalia, Dermoptera, Cynocephalidae. Gene Ontology annotation, molecular function: fibroblast growth factor receptor binding; growth factor activity.